GAUGCUAUGUCCAUCUGUAGCCCAACAGCACCAUCACCGGACAGCGUGGCCACGUUUCGAGCAGUUCUCUAUGCUUUAAUGAAGCGACACCCACCCGUCUACCCAGAUACAACUUGGAAAAAUCGAACGAGUACAUUGCUGUAUAUACCAGCUUACCAGCCUGCACAGUCGAACGUCGCAUCUGUGGUAGAGAACACGUGUGAUAUAGACAAUGUUGACACGUCCUGUUACCGACUACGGAUUUUAAACUUUUUGGAACUAAACCAUUUUGUAUCUCUCAGACGAUAUUAAGAUUGUUUUUUAUUCAGUUGGUGCAAUGUCCUCUUGGCAAUGUUAUUGCUGUUAUCCGUUUUAGCACGGGUAAAAUGAACAAUUGAUAUGUGACAGAUUGAGCGGAGUGGAUAGCAUUUUGUUUUCGUUUUGAAAGAGUGAAUGUUCAGUGGACGGUGUUGUGCGAUACGUAGUAGAAAAACGGAGGAAUUGUCUGUGUAUUGCAGUUCACAUUUCAAUCAAUACUAUAGGGCAGUGUUGCCGUGUACAGGUAGAUCAUCGGCAACAUCGCUCAGCUGAUAUUGGAACUUAGACCGCGCACCGCACAGGGAGACGAAUUUCAGUAAUACCUCAUAGGCUACGGCAGUGAGCAAGUGUUAGGCAGCACCCUCAGGGUGCAAUGACAUGGAG
Molecule: messenger RNA, 681 nt
Organism: Acanthoscelides obtectus
Lineage: Eukaryota; Metazoa; Arthropoda; Insecta; Coleoptera; Chrysomelidae
Source: the annotation of a GenBank genome assembly